GGACUCAAGGGGUCAUGCAAAAGUCACAGCGCACUAUGCGUUCAAAUGAAAGCUGCGCAAUCUGCUGUGACUUUUGAGUGCCAAAAGGAACGUAAAAGACGCUUAAAGGCGGACAUCGCUUAAAGGAAUUAAAUCAAUUAUGCAUCGUAAAAAUGCAUUUUGCGGAUGCAGAAGUUUUCAGAUCUGGUGUCGGUUUUGAUGGUGUUCGUGUGGCUGGGUGGGCACCCGGUCUCGCCCCUCAGACCCAUCUGUGACCUGCGCGUUCUGGACCACUUUGUCAGAGAAGCUCGUGACUCUGAGGUCAUCAUGCGGGGUUGCAGAGGGGGCUGCAGUGUGAUGAAUUCCUACUUUGUUCCUUUGACUAGUGUCGACUUUGCUGUUUGGGAACAAAUAGAUGGGCAGGCUGAAGAGGUGCAGACUGGACUAUCAUUGCUUGUCAAGGCUCUGAGUGCAGCGAGGAACACAGUGAGCAGUUCACCUCUGAUCAGCACGCUGGAUAACAACAUCAGUAACAUUCACAGCCUUAGUCAGAUCCUGCACAGCUUACACCUGCAGCAGGGCAGGUCCACGGCCCUUUCAGAUGAUUCAGCUUCUAUCAGCAUACAGACGCAGGAGGUCUCAACCCUCCCGGAGCUCCUGCAGGUGCAGAGCAGUUUCCUGCGAGGAAAAGUCAGGCUCCUGUUUUCAGCUGCACCGGCCUGCCAAAAGUGAAACCGCUGAGAUGAACUCUGAAGACCCCGUAAAUCGUUUGCGCAUUCACGUAUGCACACAAACACACAUGCCCAGACAAACGCACUACUGAAUCAUAAAUCUAAAGCUCAGUUUUGGAAAGUUCUCCCACGAGAUCUCAGCUGGGGUCACGGGUAUGAUUCCCAGUGUCAUUUUGGAUAAAACGCCCCAGCCAGAUGCAAAAAUGUUAAGUCGUGUCGCCCCCUGAAUGGUUAGCUCAUUUGCUCUGCAUUUCGAGGCAUGAUGUCGUGGUUUUAGCGCAGUGCUCGUGUGCUCAGAGAACGUGUGAAUGCUGUUUGGCGUGAAGCAAAACUGCAGUGACACCCUGACCCGCUCAACAAGCCCAACAUGGCAUCAGAAUCUGUGGAGGAACACGUCUGAGACCACAGGCGAGGUCUGUGUUUGCCCAGAGGCUCACUGCAGUGUGCCGAACAGCUUGUCUGGUUGUUUCCAGCCACCUGGACUCUAAUACAUCCGAGACGUGUGUAGAGCCAUUUUAUUUCAUUAUCUUUGUAUAUAUUUUGUAUAAAUCCAAUGUGCUGCUAUAUUGUAACUACGUCGUCAGUUUUGCUAAGCUAUAUUUUUUGCUGGAUAUCCAGUUUCAACGCAAAUAAAAUGGUUUUAU
Messenger RNA from Triplophysa dalaica, 1354 nucleotides. RefSeq names its product erythropoietin b (gene epob). Gene Ontology annotation, cellular component: extracellular region. The coding region runs from base 166 to 711 and encodes 181 amino acids. Gene Ontology annotation, molecular function: hormone activity; cytokine activity; erythropoietin receptor binding. NCBI's taxonomy places the organism in Eukaryota, Metazoa, Chordata, Actinopteri, Cypriniformes, Nemacheilidae. The transcript has 5 exons. The record is from RefSeq and is a predicted model, not a curated record. Gene Ontology annotation, biological process: nucleate erythrocyte development.